Molecule: messenger RNA, 1696 nt
Organism: Lucilia sericata (common green bottle fly)
Lineage: Eukaryota; Metazoa; Arthropoda; Insecta; Diptera; Calliphoridae
Gene: chic
Product: profilin
Exons: 4
Coding region: 1222-1602 (126 amino acids)
Cellular component (GO): cell cortex
Molecular function (GO): actin monomer binding
Source: RefSeq, a predicted model, not a curated record
UUAUCUAUAAAUUUGACACUCACAGUCAUUUGUCGACAGUCGUUUGAGUAGAAAGUGAGUUUGAAAAAUUUUGUGUUUUAUUUAUCUGCUGAAAAGAAAAAGUAUUUAACUGCGCCCGUUGGAAACAAAAAAUACUUCUUGUGGCAAUAGCAAAAAAAUUAGUGAAGUUUAAGCAAAAGUAACCCCGUGUAGUGCCAUUUUUUAACGCUAAAACAAUAAGAAAAGUAAGGAAAUAUAAAAUUUUGCCACAAAAUGUAAGUGCAGUUGUUACUAUUCCAGUAAUUAAGGUUAGGUCUAGGAUUUUUUUUGCAAACUGCGUAGGCGAAGAAGAAAAUUUUUAUUUUUUCUUUUUGCAAAAUUUUUCUUUGUAUGCGCAAAGAUUUGGCAACACACACAUACACAAACACACGUACCACAAACUAAUAUUGUAUGUAUACGCGCUUUGUACCCCUUGCCGAUUGAUUUGCAAGACAUUUUUGUUUAGAUAUUAGGCGGCUAAUUAAACAAAUAUGAUUAAUUUUGUUUAACAAAAUAAAUUAAGAAAAAGUUUAAGUGUAGAUGUGUGUGUGCAUUUGUAAUACAUAAUUUGUCCUUUCAUCCCACUGAAUCAUCCAAUUCCAUAUUUUCAUAUACUGAUUCAUGGUGGAGCAGAGCAGCCACUCGUAUUGUGUUGAGUCACACUUGUCUAAAAUAAAGAGAAAGAGAGGGAGAGUGAAAAAAAUCUGUUUUUUUUUUGUAAAGUGAGCUAGAGAUAAGUGAGUGAGUGAAUGAGUAGGAGAAGGAAAGUAGAGAAAAUAUAACAAAAAUACAUAUAGAAGAAGAAGAAGAAGAAAGAAAGAAAAAAACAAAAAGGGAGUGUAAAAAUGUAAAAAUGCAAAAAAGAAAAAACUCAAUGUUGAACAUAACGUCGCUUAUUUAUCACCAUUCGUUUUAGUGUGCUUGAGUGAGAUUGGUGUGCGCGGCAGCAACGGCAAGAAGAAAAAUAAUAUUUUUCGGUACUUUUUACAAAUUUUUUGCAUUCUUUGUUGGCUAAACUUGUUAGACCGCGGCUGCGUUGGCAUUGUAAGAAAAGAAGAAAGUCACUCCUUAAACGAAAAAUUUGCAGACAUUUUGUUGGACACCACCACAUUGACAACAGGAACAAAAACUCAAAAAACGUUUUAAAUUUUAUUUCUGUAUCUUCUCUACUCGUCGUAAGUUUUUAUAACCAACAAAUACAAAAUGAGCUGGCAAGAUUAUGUUGAUAACCAAUUGAUGGCCUCGCAAUGCGUUACCAAAGCCUGUAUCGCUGGUCAUGAUGGCAACGUUUGGGCCUCUUCCAAGGGCUUUGAGGUUACAAAAGAAGAAUUGUCAAAAUUGAUCUCUGGAUUUGAUAAUCAAGAUCUUCUUACCAGCAAUGGCGUUACAUUGGCCGGCCAAAGAUAUAUCUAUUUGUCCGGUACAGACCGCGUUGUCCGCGCCAAAUUCGGACGCAGCGGUGUACAUUGCAUGAAAACCACACAAGCCGUGAUUGUUUCCAUUUACGAAGAUCCCGUUCAGCCACAACAGGCCGCAUCCGUCGUAGAGAAACUUGGAGAUUAUCUUAUCACUUGCGGGUACUAGAAAAUAUAAACACACACACUAUACAUAAUACAUAAAAGUAAUUAUAUAAUAAUAUUAAUAAACGAAAAAAAAACAUAAAAAAAAAACAAAAAAA